Ceratosolen solmsi marchali is the source of this 790-nucleotide messenger RNA. It is a transcript of the gene Membrin, whose product is annotated as Golgi SNAP receptor complex member 2. Gene Ontology annotation, biological process: vesicle-mediated transport; vesicle fusion. Gene Ontology annotation, cellular component: SNARE complex; endoplasmic reticulum membrane; Golgi apparatus. The record is from RefSeq and is a predicted model, not a curated record. Lineage: Eukaryota; Metazoa; Arthropoda; Insecta; Hymenoptera; Agaonidae. The coding region runs from base 147 to 785 and encodes 212 amino acids. Gene Ontology annotation, molecular function: SNAP receptor activity; SNARE binding. The transcript is spliced from 2 exons.
UUGUACAUGUCGACGUCAUCGGUUAUAUUCAUAAUUCUUGAAUAGAUUAUAAGAGGCACAAAAUUGUAUACGUCAUAAUUUUCGUUAUGUUACUUGUUGCGAUAUUUUUUAAAACUAUAUUUCAAAAUUAUUAUUAAAAAAUAAAAAUGGAAACACUUUAUCACCAAACAAAUAAACUGGUUUUGGAAACCCAGCAGUUAUUUAGUCAACUGGAAGGAAAACAGCCUAACCUUAAUAUCCAAGCGGUUGAAAGUGAAAUAGAAACAAAAAUUCAGAAUAUUAACAGCAACUGUGAUCGAUUAGACAUCUUGUGUUCAAAAGGCCUAAUUUCACAACGUCAAAAUGCAAAAAUGAGAGUUGAUCAAUUGAAAUAUGAUUGUCGUCACCUUACUGCAGCAUUAAAUUUAUGGAGGCAAAUGAAUUUAAAUAAACAAAAAGAACAAGCAGAAAGAGAAGCUUUGUUAUCUCGCAAAUUUACUACUAAUGAUCAUGUAGAUAUUUUAAUCGAUCAUAGUUUGCAACAUAAUAACAGUGUUCGUAAUGCAGUUUAUGGUGUUGACAAUAUUCUUGAACAUGGUGCUGGUAUUUUAGAAAAUUUACGAUCACAAAGGUAUGCACUAAAGGGAGCACAUAAACGUUUAAUAGAUAUUGGUAAUGCAUUGGGAUUAUCUAAUACAACAAUGAGACUAAUAGAGCAGCGAGCUCAUACAGAUGGAUUGAUUCUUAUUGGUGGCAUAAUUUUUACAUGUUUGAUUAUAAUACUUGUGAUAAUUUAUCUUUCAUAAUCAUU